AUGGAGUACAGACUGCAGAACACGGUACUGUUAGCCAUCCUGCUGGUGUCUCAAGGUUUUCUUGGUCUGCAGGCACAAACGGAUGGCGAAAGCAACGAUACAUGGGCUGGAAAAUCCUGCAAAUGUGAUUGCGAUGAUUCCUCCAGCAAGAUGCUUUCCAAGGGUUCAUCAAGUUGGCCACAGGAGAUGGGCUGCAUGCCAGAGUGUCCCUACCAUAAACCUCUGGGUUUUGAGGCAGGAUCUAUAUCUUCAGAUCAGAUCAGCUGCUCUAAUGAAGACCAGUACACAGGCUGGUUCUCCUCCUGGACGCCAAACAGGGCAAGACUAAACAGCCAAGGAUUUGGAUGUGCCUGGCUGUCCAAGUUCCAGGAUACCAGCCAGUGGCUUCAGAUUGACCUGAAGGAGGUGAAAGUGGUUUCUGGAAUCCUGUCCCAGGGCCGCUGUGACUCUGAUGAGUGGGUUACCAAGUACACUAUGCAGUACCGCAUUAAUGACAGUCUCAACUGGAUCUACUACAAAGACCAAACUGGAAACAACAGGGUGUUCUAUGGGAACUCCGACCGCUCUUCCACAGUCCAGAACCUGCUGCGUCCACCAAUCGUAGCACGCUACAUCCGUAUCCUCCCUCUUGGCUGGCACACUCGCAUCGCCAUGCGCUUGGAGCUGCUGCUUUGCAUGAAUAAAUGCGCCUGAUCUAGCUAAUAAGCAAAGCCAUUCCCAACUAUUUCCUUUACACCAUCCAUUUCUUCUAUCACAACAUGCCAAAGUGAAUAUCACUGGCCAAUCUGUUUUAUUUA
Messenger RNA from Danio aesculapii, 797 nucleotides. It is a transcript of the gene rs1a, whose product is annotated as retinoschisin 1a. The coding region runs from base 1 to 693 and encodes 230 amino acids. The record is from RefSeq and is a predicted model, not a curated record. The transcript has 6 exons. Lineage: Eukaryota; Metazoa; Chordata; Actinopteri; Cypriniformes; Danionidae.